AAAGUUAUUUGUUGCCGCCGGAAGUCUAAGGGAUAAAGCGCUGCCGGGUGAUGGCAGCUGAGGAAGAGGCUGGGGAGGUGGGUGGCGGGCUUUGCCGAGGGCUUGGGGAUAAAGGUGUCUGCGGCUAGACGUUUGGCCCACACUUACAGGCGAUGCCGGGGAGGGAGGCGCACGAACCGUGGGAUCCGGCGGCAGUGAGGGGAAUCGGCCCCGGCCGCCCCGCCUCUAGCCCGUCCUCUCCGCGGCAGGUGCCGGUGGGCAGCGCGGAGGAGGGGGAGCGGCCCCUCGCAGGGGUUGCGGUUCUGGCCGCCCAGAAGCGUGAACAGAGGCUGCGCAAGUUCCGGGAGCUGCACCUGAAGCGGAAUGAAGCUCGAAAGUUAAACCACCAGGAAGUUGUGGAGGAAGAUAAAAGACUUAAAUUACCUGCAAACUGGGAGGCUAAAAAAGCUCGUCUGGAAUGGGAGCUGCAGGAAGAAGAAAAGAAAAAAGAAUGUGCGGCAAGAGGGGAGGACUAUGAGAAAGUGAAGCUGCUGGAGAUCAGUGCAGAAGAUGCAGAAAGAUGGGAGAGGAAGAAGAGGAGGAAAAACCCCGACCUGGGGUUCUCAGAUUAUGCUGCCGCCCAGUUACGCCAGUAUCAUCGGCUGACCAAGCAGAUCAAACCUAACAUGGAAACUUAUGAAAGACUGAGAGAAAAACAUGGAGAGGAGUUCUACCCAACAUCCAACAGUCUUCUUCAUGGAACCCAUGUGCCCUCCACAGAGGAAAUUGAUAGGAUGGUCAUAGACUUGGAAAAGCAAAUUGAAAAACGAGACAAGUAUAGCCGGAGACGUCCUUAUAAUGAUGAUGCAGACAUCGACUACAUUAAUGAAAGGAAUGCCAAAUUCAACAAGAAAGCAGAAAGGUUCUAUGGGAAAUAUACAGCUGAAAUUAAACAGAAUUUGGAGAGGGGAACAGCAGUCUAAUCUCCUUUGGGAACUCUUUUGACUGCCAAAUUCUAACAGUAAACCAGGACUAUUACCUUUUCUUUUAUAACUUGUUAAGUGUUCUAUGACUAUGUAUUUUCAUGCUUAUAUAUUUAUUAUUCACUCAUUUCAGAGACAAAAUCUUAUGUAUUUUUGUUCAGUGUGUGCACUUCAUGUGUGUACCCUAGUGGGCUUAACACUACUAGCUACAAACAUAUGUCAUCAUCCUUACAUUUAUCAUGGUUUUUUUUUUUAAGAUUUUAUUUGUCAGAGAGAGUGAGCACAGGCAGACAGAGUGGCAGGCAGAGGCAAAGGAAGAAGCAGGCUCCCCACUGAGCAAGGAGCCCGAUGUGGGACUCGACCCCAGGACACUGGGGUCAUGACCUGAGCUGAAGGCAGCUGUGUAACCAACUGAGCUACCCAGGUGUCAUGUUUGCCUUGAACUAGAGUUGAACUUGGGAGCUUCAGAGAUAGAAUGCUAAACUGGGACUAAUUUUUCUUGUAUGCUAUGGUGGGUGGAGAGAGGAAGGGGUUAGUGGCUACUGGAAAUUCCCCCUGGCCCUCCCUCUCCAUAAGUAGUGCUAGCCUAUCCCAUGCUCUAGCCCAGGGCCCAGGUACAUUUAUGGGGCUGGCACAGAAAGUAGGAAAACUGAUCCUCUAAUGACAUUUUGUAUAUACACCAUUUUUAAAAGCAAAUUUCCCUCGGAAGAAAGUAAAUUAAAACAUUUGGUCAAAGUAUUAUUAAAACUUACAUAAUACAAACUUUUUAAAAAAAAAAACCUAAUUGAAAUUUUAACCUCAUUUCAACUGUAACUGAAAAAUGAGGGCAUGUAGUUUGAAUAGUAGUUAUGGGAAAUAUAGGGCAAAAACCUGAAAGUCAGGAGUAUCCCAUAAAAGUAAAGGUUAUUUGUGCCAUUUUAUAUGAAAAGAGUAGGACUGGUAUCCGUUAAGUUGGGCACACCAGUAGCUCUGAUUUUGUGAAUGACGGACGGAUUAAGAUGGUAAUGUGCUAUUAAUGAUUCAAUAUACUAUGAAUAAGGAAACUUUUAAUGUUGUACAUUCACAUGCAGAAUGAGGUAGAGCUAUACAUACUAACAUGAAAAGAUGCUCAUACCCAAGCAGUUUGUGUGAGGCAUUAAAAAAAAUCCAGCAUGUACUUCAUACUAUGAUUGCCUCUGUGGAAUGGAAACAGAAGCAGUAAUUUUAGUUAGACUUCCUUUUAGGGGAUUUUUUUUUUUAAGAUUUUAUUUAUCUAUUUGACAGACAGAGAUCACAGUAGGCAGAGAAGCAGGCAGAGAGAGGAGGAAGCAGACUACCCGCUGAGCAGAGAGCCAGAUGUGGGGCUCGAUCCCAGGACCCUGGAUCAUGACCUGAGCUGAAGGCAGAGGCUUUAACCCACUGAGCCACCCAGGUGCCCCUAGACUUCCUUUUAAAAAUAAUUCAAGGGCAGGCCCCUAAGGGGCCCAGUCUGUUAAGCAUCUGCCUUCACCUGAGGUCAUGAUCCUAGGGUCCUGGACUGAGCCCAGCAUCAGGUUCCUCGCUCAGUCAGAGCCUGCCUCUCCCCUUGCUUGCACACACACUCUCGCUGACAAAAUCUUUAAAAAGAACAAAUGUGUAACUCCCUUAAAAAUAAUUCAAGGGACACCAGGAAAUUAGGCAUCUGCCUUGGGCUCAGGUCAUGAUCCUAGGCUCCUGGAAUCGAGUGCCAUGUCGGGCUCAUUGUCGCUACUCAGCAAAGAGCCUGCUUCUUUCUCUGCCUGUUGCCCCCUGCUUGUGCUCUGACAAAUAAAAACCUUAAAAAAAUAA
Mustela lutreola (European mink) is the source of this 2768-nucleotide messenger RNA. Its product is annotated as pre-mRNA-splicing factor SYF2-like. Gene Ontology annotation, cellular component: catalytic step 2 spliceosome; post-mRNA release spliceosomal complex; Prp19 complex. The record is from RefSeq and is a predicted model, not a curated record. The transcript is spliced from 6 exons. Lineage: Eukaryota; Metazoa; Chordata; Mammalia; Carnivora; Mustelidae. The coding region runs from base 153 to 962 and encodes 269 amino acids.